CCAUAUUUACGAUGUCGUCUAUGCUGGGCUAUGCUCGCAAGUGGGUGAACCUUGCGUGAUGUGAGUCAUGAGUGUUUUGAAUAAUUGCUGGCGACGUGAUGACAAUUAAUUAAAUAUUCGUCAAUUUCCAUAUGUAAUUGAGUUACGCCAUAUAUCAAAGACACAAACUGUAGCAACAUGUUUAGAGAUACGCAAAAGAUCAUCGUGGAGGAUGGGCUUGCCCCAUCAGCAUCGUAUGUCAUAAAUGUUACGAUGGAAGAUCUGUUGGAGAAGCUGAAAUUAUUAAAUUACGAUGCAGAAUUUGUACAAGAGCUAAAGAUGAAACCAAUAAGCAGGCACUACUUUGUGAUCCCAACAAAUCCUGGGGAACAGUUUUAUACAUUUACUUGUCUCGCUGCGUGGUUGAUCAAAAAGACUGGGAAAAGCUUUGAGAUGCCACAAGAAUCAGAUGAUCCUAAUUCCACAAUAGCUUUAAUUUUGGAUUACCUUAGAGAGAUUGAAGUGCCUGUGGAAUUUCCACCCAACAAGCUUAAACAGGGUACUGGGGAAUAUGCGAUUUAUGUGUUAGAUCAUUUGGCUGAUAAUGCCUUAAAGACGCAAAAAUUUAAAUGGAAGAGGGUGAGUAUUCCACCUGAGGAGCUUACACCAGAGCCCGAUAUCGAAGACGACGAUGCUGAAUUAAUUUUAGAGAAAGUGGAAGAAGAAAUGAUUGCCGAAUACGAUGACGAUGAUCAAGAUAUUUUGCAUAUAGAUGAUAUCACAAAGCUCUACGGUCAAAAUACCAAUGAAAUACAAAAGCCGGACAGUAUUUUGGAAUCUAAAACCAAUAGGGACGAAUGGCAAUUGGAAUUGGAGAAGGUCCUACCUCGUUUGAAAGUGACCAUAAAGACGGAUUCAAGAGACUGGAGAUCGCAUCUCGAACAGAUGAAACAAUUACGUGCAAACAUUACCACCGAUUUAAGUGGCACGAAAGCUCAUUUGAAUAAAAUUCACACCGAUAUCGAAAAUACGUUGGAUAAAGUCAAAACUAGAGAAACGUAUCUUAACAGACAACUUGAGUCCUCUUUGACAGACUACCGCUCGUUGCAGGAAGAACUGUCGAAAGUCAAGGAACAGUAUAGGGAUGUUAGUGGCGGUGUUACUGAACGAACACGGGUGCUUAAUAAACUGAUGGAGGAAUUAGAGUACGUGAAAAGAGAGAUGGAUGAAAGGGGAUCUAGCAUGACCGAUGGAACACCACUGAUCAACAUAAAGAAGACGAUCACGAAGAUGAAAAAUGAGAUUUCUGAGAUGAAUAUUCGGAUCGGUGUGUUGGAGUAUAGCUUGAUGUGUGCGAGGGUACGAGAUCGGACGCAAUUGCGUGAGGACAUGAACAACACGAAUACUGCAGUAAUAAUUUAAAUCAUAUUUUACCUUCCUGUUUUUUCUUUUUUGUUGCUUGCAUUUAAUACGUCUUAUUCCGUCCAAUGUGAUAUGUACGUGUGGAGUCUAGUCUUUUGCAUACGUGCAUAUUAAUUACUGUGGGUCCAAAUACGCUCUGCCACUAAUAAUGUUACUAUAACGUAAUUUAUGUAGAACACACCGACUAUGUCGUUUGCAAUAUAAAACGUACGAGCUGUUUUGUUAGCACUUUGUACAUUUAUACAUAGCUCGUAAUCAGAAAUCAAUAUGAUGGUAAAACAAUUGUUCAAAUUUUAUUUUGCCCAUGUUAAAUAAAUAGUGUUUUUAUCAUUA
This is a messenger RNA of Ooceraea biroi (clonal raider ant), 1734 nucleotides long. It is a transcript of the gene IFT57, whose product is annotated as intraflagellar transport 57. Gene Ontology annotation, cellular component: cilium; Golgi apparatus; microtubule organizing center. Gene Ontology annotation, biological process: intraciliary transport; non-motile cilium assembly. The record is from RefSeq and is a predicted model, not a curated record. NCBI's taxonomy places the organism in Eukaryota, Metazoa, Arthropoda, Insecta, Hymenoptera, Formicidae.